Molecule: messenger RNA, 2936 nt
Organism: Daphnia carinata
Lineage: Eukaryota; Metazoa; Arthropoda; Branchiopoda; Diplostraca; Daphniidae
Exons: 16
Coding region: 86-2473 (795 amino acids)
Source: RefSeq, a predicted model, not a curated record
AUUCUUCUAACAAGUUCAUUGAACGUUUCUUCAUUAGUGGUGGGGUUUUAAGCCAAUUUCAAAGUCCAUGACAAUGGGCUGAGAUAUGGCUGAUCGCUUGGAUGAUCUAAUCUGUACUUUUCACCCUGGGGCUGGCGCAAUGGAAACACUUGCAAUACUCUUACUUGGUUGGAUUAUUUUUGGUACAAUUCUGACAAUUGUAGGGAAGUUUGUGUACUCCAGAUUACUAUUAGAUCCCCCUAAGGAGACCCAUGCAUUAAACUCUACAAUUCCCCCAUUGUCUGCUGCAGUAGUUUCAGCACCAGUUGAGAAACCCAACAUUAGCAAUACCGAGCGUUUCAUCAAUACUCUCAAAUCGCAUCCUCCCCCUGCUCUUCCAAAACUUGUUAGAUCCAAGAGCGUUUCGAAAUCCGAAGCCGAUCAACACCCAGAUGUGCCCUCAGUAACAGGUUCUAACUCAGAUUGUGUCAAAUGGGUCACCAGCUGCCUAAGCUUUGUGUACACAAGGCCUCAGGUUUUGAGUGAUUUGAACACAUCAUGGAAAGAAUCAAUCAAUAAUCAUACCAAGCAGUCUGAAAUUGAAACUGGAGUCUCAGUGGAAAUUCAACAGAUUUUGUUUCUAGAUGAUCUUCUCCCACGAUUGAACAAUGUAUUUUGCGAGCUAACUCCAAAUGAACGAGCUACAAUCACCGGUGAUUUUGAAGCACGUUUUAAUAUUCUAGUCCGAGCUAAACGUGAACAACGUGAUCAUCAAACCAUAUCCGACUACCGCCUUCAUGUUGAGCGACUUCGUGGUCGUUUAAACGCCUCAUCUGAUUUCCGUGAUGGAUCCGUUGCAAUCAAAUUUGACGGCUGGCCAGACGUUAGGGUAUCGAUAAUUAAGGACGAAACGAUUACAAGUAUCAGCAACGAUGAGCAGCUCGUUCAGGACAUCAUUAUUGAAAUGGUGACAGCCGCUCUGCGUGCCGCCACCAAUCAAUUGCAUACGUCCCGAUAUCCUGAUACACCGCGAUUCGUGCCCAGUAUAAAUCCAUCUGAGCCCAUUCUUCCAGUCCACUACGAUAGCAUGUUGGAGACUAGACUACGGCGCUCUUCAAAAGACAAAAAACUAUUGGUGAAAAUAGUUAAAGCUAAUAACCUUGGUUCCCAAAAAGGUGUCCACCAGCUGUACAGUAUAAUAGAAAUGGAUGACCCUCCGCAACGUCAUCAAACGACCAUAAAGCAGGGCACAGAAAAUCCAUUCUGGGACGAAAAUUUCCUAUUUGAUCUGGGUCCUAAUACGGAAGAAAUCAUGUUUGAGCUUUAUGAUCGUGACAAAAAUCGCAACACUUUCCUAGGACUUGGAAUUGUUGGCAUGGAAGAAUUGCUGAUGAAUCCUAGCCAACGUCAGAUCAUCCCACUUCAGUCGCGACCUUACGAGAAUGAUUCUGUGUCUGGAACACUAACAGUCGAGUUUCUUUUCAUUGAUGGGAUGGAUGUACCUAACAAUCUACCUUCAGCCGUUGCCACUUCAGCCACCAAAAUGACUUCAUCUAUGGAUGCCGAGAGCCGUCUAGUACGAAGAGAUUCUUACAAUCGUGCAACGCAGCGACAUUCGGAUAUGAUUGUCUUCAACGAACUCAAUGAUAAACCGACCUCGGCGACAACUACAUCGAAACACCUGGAAGCGAGACGACCAAGCCCUCGUCGAGGAUUGAAUCCCCUUGUUGGAUCAAGAGAAGCACCUUUUACGGAAGGCACGGAAGCUUUUAAGGACAACUACUAUUCAGAUAACCAAUAUGCACCGAUGAUGGGAAGCGUUGCUUCAUCGCUUAGCUCAAAAGAUGAAGAUCGCAAUCGCGGCCGUUCACGAAGGCGAUCUUUCUUCCGGACUUUGAAAGAACGCUUGAGUCGUUCCAAAAACAGAUCGAGAUCUGUAGACCCUGGAACACCAGGACGAGAAGAUUCACUUAACCGAGAUGAUCCACUUGUUCGAUCCGUUUCGGCUGAUCGGGCCCGAUCCGGCCAACUACUUGCUGUUCCUGGCCUUGGCGGGGAAAUUGAUUCAGCGCGGUCUAGCUUGAGCGAAGUAUCAGCUAUAAGUAAUGCGUCAACAAGAACUUACCUUGACGAAGCAUCAACUCUUGUCUUGGAAUCAACAGAUAAUGGGGUUAAAAAGCACUACUUAAUCCCCAUGGCUUUAGCUGAAAAACGAAAGUGGAAGAAGAAAGGCGUGAAAUUACAUAUCUUUAGCGACCACGUCUUUAUUGCAAAACAUCUUACAGGCGGAACUGUAUGUCAAGUGUGCGAAGCGCCGUUGGCAAGGCGUCCUGGAAAACAAGGCUACGAAUGCCGCGACUGUCUGUUGCGUUGUCAUAAACCUUGCCACGUCAAAGUGGAAUCUUUGUGCCCCAAUUCUACAGUCCAUUUUAUGGAAUUGGAAUACGUCGAGGACACACCGGGGGUGCCUGAACGAAAACUCCGGCGCAAUUAAACAUCGCAAUGUGUUACCCUAUCUAUAAGAAGGAUGGGGACAUUUUCCCCCAAUUGGACAGAACUUUUUGCCGUUCAUACAUGGUAGAUGUAUGACGGCCCUAUUAGCCUAUUAGAAAGCUUUUGAAUACGUUUUCAUGUCCUGAAUGUUUGCUGUCAUUUUUAAAGCUCACCUUAACCUCAAAAUAAGAUCCUUAACAUUAUGUUGGGGUUGAUAUCUUUCAACCUCUUUUAAAUCUUCAUUAAAAUCAUUCAUUACUAAUAAAUCGCCAUGUCUGUUCCUGUAAACUUGCUGCGUGCUAUCGUAAUUUAAAAAAAUCUCAUCCCUGGUCCGUCGGCUUGCUACAUGGAGUAUACGAUGUCGAUAGCACUUCCUCCAGGUUGGUUAGAAUAUCAACGAACUGGACAGUGUGACAACGAGAAACUAAGUCAAUACAUCCAUAGGUGGAAAACUCCACAGGAAA